Messenger RNA from Anopheles aquasalis, 2791 nucleotides. RefSeq names its product Cell division cycle 42 (gene Cdc42). Lineage: Eukaryota; Metazoa; Arthropoda; Insecta; Diptera; Culicidae. The record is from RefSeq and is a predicted model, not a curated record. Gene Ontology annotation, biological process: small GTPase-mediated signal transduction. Gene Ontology annotation, molecular function: GTPase activity; GTP binding.
CAUACAACUCCACUGCCCGAUGUUCUCGUUUCUGUUCAGUGUGUUUUGCGCUAAAUAGUGUUUGAACGGUUUGGGACCCCAAAUUUGGCCAGUGUCGUUUACUUAUAAGUGAAGCAACCCUAGUCCCGCCAGCUAUCCAAACGCAGACCCGGACAGCUCCUACCAUCCCGCGAACAGAUAUUUAACUCAAGCGCCCCUAGAACACGGCACAAUGCAAACUAUAAAAUGUGUGGUGGUCGGUGACGGAGCCGUCGGUAAGACGUGCCUUCUUAUUUCGUACACGACGAACAAAUUUCCCUCCGAAUACGUACCGACUGUGUUCGACAACUAUGCAGUCACGGUCAUGAUCGGAGGCGAACCUUAUACUCUAGGACUGUUUGAUACUGCUGGUCAGGAAGAUUAUGAUCGCUUACGCCCUCUAUCCUAUCCCCAGACAGACGUGUUUUUAGUGUGUUUUUCCGUUGUUAGUCCCAGCUCGUUUGAGAACGUGAAAGAAAAGUGGGUUCCGGAGAUAACACAUCAUUGUCAAAAGACCCCGUUCUUGCUGGUAGGCACACAGAUUGACUUGCGUGACGAAAACAGCACGCUGGAGAAGCUAGCCAAAAACAAACAGAAACCAAUCACCCUGGAGCAAGGCGAAAAGCUGGCGAAGGAGUUAAAGGCAGUCAAAUACGUGGAAUGUUCCGCAUUGACUCAGAAAGGGCUAAAGAACGUAUUCGAUGAAGCAAUCCUGGCGGCGCUAGAACCUCCAGAGCCGACGAAAAAACGAAAGUGCCGAUUUCUGUAAAACAACCGCAGUUCUUUCAGAACAACAACGAGAAGGCGGAGGUGGAUCGGUGGAACGUUGUCGCACAGUUCGAUGGAAACAUGAUGGUGUUUCUUUCUUUUGGCCGCGCGCCAAGCAUAAUGCAGUCAACAAGAUAGAAGCAGUAUGAGAUUGACAGAACAAACAGCAUAGGAUUGUGUGUUUUUUCUUUUAUCUUAUUUCGCUUUCCUUUAAUGAAAAACGUGAGUGAAGCGUGUUUGUUAGAUGCAAAUCAGUUCAAUAACCUUCUACGUGUGAAACGCACUGCAAGAACAUCCUGCAAAAUCUAGGUUGUUUCAUAGAAGUAAAGAGAAUCCUAAGCAUAACCUAACUGACAUUCAAAAACCUCAGCGAAGAUGAUAUGAUAAAAUGGUUAAGUAAAUAUGAUAGUGAAGAACAGUUAGAUGGAGCGUGAAUUGCGGCAUAAAACAAAUCGGAAAAAAAUGCUGAACUUGUUGCAUAAAAAACCCCUAACCUACAGCACGCAGUAACUAAAAAACAAAUAGUAUAUACACCUAUACACACAUAGGUAUGUAUAUAUAUAUAUAUAUACCUACGCAUUAUGCAUAUAUUCUAAUGAAAUUAUAUGAGUAAGCCGUUUCCCUUUCGUGCAUUACCUACGAUGAACGUGGAAGAUAAAGCUGGAACGAGUUGAGCUACCAUCCCGUUGGCUUAUCUGUAAUGGGGCUAAACUAACAUAAACGAUGAAGUGGCGCCCGGAAAACAGACCCUAGAAGUGGACAAAAAUAAGGAUAGCGAGUUGUAACGCAUUAACGCUAAGUCAACUUUAAGGAACGCCAACAAGGGCGCGUACGGUGCAAGAAAAAUAACGAAACUAACCUAAAAACACAUGGCGCGCGUGUUCCGUCAUUCCUGCAUGUGCGAUUCUGUCUUUUUACAGGACAAAAUGAUGGUAACCAGUGGGAGCAUUGCUAGCAUUGGUUUGAUUUUUGAUCGCAUCGGACUAGGGACGGCCACAGCCGAAUGCAUAAGACUUGAACGCAGUCCAUGUUUGGCGAGAUAGAUAAUGUUAUGGGAGAUUUUGUGUUGAAGGUGCAAACCUUAACCGGUACAGCUUUACUGCAUUAAGCUAUCCAUUUCUGUUGAAGGCGUAAGCAUUCAUGGUUUUACAGAACCGAGUGGUCACAUGUCAGCAUCACAGGACUCAGAUCAAAUUGUAGGCCAGCAAUCAAAUCGGUACUGUGGUUUGUUGAUAUCUUAUCGUGAUUAACAUGAACUAAAAGUUUGCCGUAGAAGAUUGAUCACUUGAGAAUGUGGAAGUGUUUCUUUUAAUCGGAUUUUUUGUGUUUUCUUUUCACAUUACGAUUGCAAUCAGGCGUUUAUUUGUAAAAAAAAACCCAGCCUCACCAAUGAUUAGACACAUUGAUUGAGUGGAUGGGCCUAGGAGGAUUGAAAUGAAAUGUGUUAAAUGCAGGUCUACACAUGAAAGCACUACAGCAUAAUGUUACGUGCAAGCUAUAGGUAUUGUCCCCCCUGCCGUGGAGAUUUUGCUGAAUUGGUAGCAUGGUCAGAGCAGUUUUGUUGAUCGCACUAAAUAAUCAUGGCCCUAAGAUCGUGUGGGAUUUAUGGCUUUCCUAGUCGAAGGGGCCGAAUAAGUGGUCUUGUUAUUUCGGUUGUACACUGUCGCCGCUUUUUGCAAACGGCACUUCUACUGUAGGGCGCACGAUUAGUUGCCAACAAAGAACAAAGAACAGUAUAAGUCGAUGCAAAUUUCCCGAGCGAAUGAAAUGGAACUGUACAUUGAUUGCACUGGAUGGCAAACCGGGGGUGUAAUGUUUUCCUUUGCAGUUUGGUGCACCGAAGCGGACUGCAAACAUGAUUUCACAUCCACGCAUAAUAAGCACAUUUUUUAUGCCAUCUUUCUUUUAUUUAAAUAUCUCCUUGAGCAUGGGUAUGUGUUUUGAUAAAAAGUAAUUAUAUUUAACGAAGAAUAAACAGUGAAAUGAAGGAAACCAUUUUUAUACA